AAAAUCGCUUCUUCGAUCGUCGAGGAGGGUGAACGACGCGACUUCCCAAACAGCACACGGGGCGCACGAUGAUGACGUCACGCUGUUCUCUUGACGACAACAAACAUGGAGGAAUAUGCCCGUGAACCUUGUCCCUGGAGGAUAGUGGAUGACUGUGGAGGUGCUUUCACCAUGGGUGCAAUUGGAGGAGGGGUGUUCCAGUCGAUCAAGGGCUUUCGUAAUGCCCCGGCAGGCGUCGGACACAGACUGAGAGGAAGUGCAAACGCUGUUAGAAUAAGAGCUCCACAGAUUGGAGGUAGCUUUGCUGUGUGGGGAGGGCUCUUCUCCACUAUCGACUGUGGUUUGGUUCGCCUGAGAGGGAAAGAGGAUCCUUGGAACUCCAUAACAAGUGGUGCACUGACUGGGGCCAUCCUGGCAGCGCGCAGUGGGCCAUUAACGAUGAUGGGCUCUGCCAUGAUGGGGGGAAUUUUGCUCGCUCUCAUUGAGGGUUUUGGGAUCCUCCUGACCAGAUAUACAGCGCAGCAGUUUCAGAACCCUGUUCCCUUUGUAGAGGACCCCAGUCAGUUACCUCCAAAGGAUGGAGGUCAUCAGCAGCAGCAGGAGGCAAAGGGGCAGUUUUAAUCAGGGACUGAUGCCAGCUGUGGACACAGUGAGUCAGAGCAGAGAGUAAGGGGGGACACCACAGCAGGUACCAGGAUCACAGGGACGUGGACAUACUGGUCCUGACAAUGGUGUCAGGUAGUUGCACUAAAUACCUCAGGGGUAAAUUACUGUAAUUUUUAAUUAUUUCUAAGAAUGUAUGUGAAUAAAUUCCUGACAAACCUCAUGUUUGCACCUCCAGCAUCUCAUGAAACGUUUCCUCAGUCUUCUGUGAACUUGUGAGGGUGACAUAUUCAGUUUUUAAAUAUAGAAACAAACAUCAGUUUAAUUAUUAAACACCUUGCAGACAUGGUAAAGGAAUCCUGUAACUGUAUUCCCUAAAUUGUUAAACUAUUCCUUUUAGCUUCCAAAGAUUUUAUACCUUUGUGCACAGAUUUAGAUUUCUAACAGUGAAGCCAGUAUUUUUUGGCACUAAGGCAGAAAGUUAAGUCAAUUGAAACGGCACAUGGACGCCACUUUUGUCCCGCUUUUCUUGUCUGCUCAAUGCACUUUACAACACAAGCCACAUUCACCCAUUCAGACACUGAUUCAUGCAGUGACACAGAGGCUGCUAUACAGGAGCUUUGAGAGCUUUCUAUCCAAGCACCAUCACAAUAUUUCACAAUAGUUUCACUAACACAUUUUUGCCAGAAUCAAGGACACUACCAUGGCCACUCAGGAGGUAAUAAAGAGAGGGAAAUGAGAUGUCUGGAGAUCAGUAGUGAAUAUUUUUCUAGGUGAUUUAUUAUGUGUCAAGUGUGACAAUCAAUGCAAAAUCUGUAUGUUUUUAAAUGACCUGUGUGCUUCAGAUGGAUGAAAAACCUCAUUACAUUCUUUGUUUGCAGUAUCUCUUCAUAAGAUCUUUCCUCAUCUGAGAGCUUUUGUAAUGUUGAAUCUUCGUUCAAUAGUUAUUUAUUAGUUAUUGUUAAUAUUAUGUCACAUAUGAGCGCAAACCAUGUGUUUUCUGGCUUUAAUUAUUUACACUUAGACACUUUAGUUAGCCAGCUAUCUCAUCACUUUGAUCGCUGCACUAUCCAUCAAGCAACCAAGCACUUUUUAAGCUUCAUCACUCUGUUUUCUUAAAAGGUGAACUUCACGCAAAAAUGAAUAUUCAGUCAUUAUUUAUUCAUCCUCAUGCUGAUGGAAAGUAGGGGGACGUUUCUUACAUUAAAGAUUUCUGGAGCUUCACGGGAAAACGAUUUUGCAGGAUUCUUCUGAACAACAGAAGUAGAUGGAGAUGUGAAAAAACAACAACAGAACAAGGCUCCAUGCUGAUUUUCUGUUGGAAUCCAAGUGUCGAGGGAAAAUAACGCUCCCAGAACACUGUUUAAAUCUGGAAAGGUGGCAGGGUCCGCCAAAUACAGACUAACAGAAAGGAAUUAUGUUGUCCUUUAAGGUCAGUUUGUUUUAUUCAGUUUAUUCAGUCAUGAAAACAAAGAGAGUUUUUUUAUUUAGUUUGUUUAGGUGUAAAACGUUCGGUCAAUUAAUAACUUUUCCCCUAAACUACAUAGUGCACCUGUAGAAUAAGGUGUCAUUGAUGUAUAUUUUCAAAUCAAUCAGGGAUCUCUGGGCUCCUGUAGACUUGGAUUACACCGGAUACGUUGUUCGGAGCCUUUUUGCCUUUUUUUUUCUCCAUCUGAAGCCCCAGAAACUUCCCCCAACGAGUGGAUAACGACUGAAUCCUCAUUUUUUGGUGGGGGGGGGGGUGAACUGGAUGAACUCAUCCUUUUAAAUUGUAGCAUGUCGUGCACAAAGCAGAGGUGAUGCAGUGUGACCCUCUGUUCUGCUGUCAAACCGUGUAUAGAAAGAAAGAAUGUUUAUUUAUGUAAUGUCUUAAUAUAUUUAUCUCGCAAGAGCUGAUCAAAAAAAACAAAAACACAAUAAAGGCAUCAGAUG
Molecule: messenger RNA, 2535 nt
Organism: Acanthopagrus latus (yellowfin seabream)
Lineage: Eukaryota; Metazoa; Chordata; Actinopteri; Spariformes; Sparidae
Gene: timm17b
Product: translocase of inner mitochondrial membrane 17 homolog B (yeast)
Exons: 6
Coding region: 106-621 (171 amino acids)
Biological process (GO): protein import into mitochondrial matrix
Cellular component (GO): mitochondrial inner membrane; TIM23 mitochondrial import inner membrane translocase complex
Molecular function (GO): transmembrane protein transporter activity
Source: RefSeq, a predicted model, not a curated record